Metopolophium dirhodum (rose-grain aphid) is the source of this 2877-nucleotide messenger RNA. RefSeq lists its product as uncharacterized. Bases 1 to 2877 code for a protein of 958 amino acids. The record is from RefSeq and is a predicted model, not a curated record. The transcript has 9 exons. Lineage: Eukaryota; Metazoa; Arthropoda; Insecta; Hemiptera; Aphididae.
AUGAGUGAACCGAAGACUAAAGAAACCCCCACUUAUGCAUUUGGUACUGAAGUUUGGGUAAAAGUGUUCAAUUGUAUUUGGUGGCCGGGUAUAGUUGUUGAUCCUCUUAAGAUACCACAAGAAAUAUUAGUUUAUUUCAACAACGUUGAACAUAUUGCAGUUGUUAAAUUUGAACAUGAUAACAAACAUGUAGUUGUUGGCAGAAAUGAUCAAAUAUUCCUAUACUCGUGUGAUCGCAAAAUAGAAUUUGUUGAAAAAGGAUUAUCAUUAUUAAAACAACAAGAAAAAGGACAGCCUAUAGUGAAACAUGAAUUUAACAUGAAUAAUUUUAAGAAAGAUGUAAUAUCAAUGGAACGUCUUCUUGGAGGUGAUAUGUAUAUUUUUGAAAAUUUAGAGAAAAAACGAGAAACACUGAAGUCCAUCAUGAAAGAACCAUUCACUCAAACUAAUACAAAAAACUAUAAUACUAUGACAUAUAAACCAACAACAUCAACUGGUCAUAGUUGUCAAUCACAAGUAGGCUGUAACUUCACAACUAUUCGCUCUGUUAACUUAAAACAGCAGAUGGCAAUCGAUAAAAACGAGACAGAUGUGGUUAUGACCAAUAAAUCAUCAACCAAUACUAUCUCAAAUAAACGAAAGGAUUUAAAGACUGAAUCAGAGGUUAAAAAACAAAAACUGGUGAUGAAAGAUGAAGAACUCAAUACAAGCAAGGAUAAUACGGUACAAUUGUCUAAUAAUGUUACAGAAUCUUCAAUUAAUGAAGAAGUUGUAGAAACAACGAGUGCGGUCGGUACUUUAGACCAAAUAAACAAUUUUGAAAAUUCAUUGAGUUGCAUUUCGAGUAAUAUAAAUAAUUCCGAUGCAAAUAUAUUGAUUGAAGAUAACAAUGGUAUUGGUGUAUCUGAGUUAAGAGAAUAUGGAUCUCCACUAAUAAAAGGUUUGUUGGGGAUUGAUAGUCUAUAUUAUAAUGAAAUAGUUAGUAAUGACGUUGAUAUUCCAUUAGUUGAAAAUAUGUCUAUUGAAACAGAAGACCUUGCAAUUGUUGUGGAGAAUACUAAUGGCAAGGAGAAAGUUUCAAAUGAUGUAGAAGUUAAUCAGUUGAAUGGUACCACAGUCGGUAAUGCUAUGCCUAUCGAGAACUCUUGUUCUGUAGAUAGUACAUCUAAUAAAAUAGAUUGUGAAGAUGAAAUCACUAAAAUAAACGACUGCCUAAUAGAUGGUGUACCAAACGCUGAAUGGACGAAAGAAGACGGUUGGGAAUCCAAACCAUCUGCACUGAGAGAAGGGAUAAGUUUGGAAAAAAAUAUACUAAAGACCAAUCAAAAAAUAAUAUUACACAAUGAUUGUGAAGAUGUAAAAAGUAUAAAUGGAAUAUUUUCUUGGAAAUUAAUAGAAGGAAACCAUGUACCCUAUAUCAUAAGAGUAAUUAACGGUGAACAUUUAAAGUUUGUAUCCGUACAGAUGGCUACAACUCUGCUACGCAGCAAUAAUUUACAUGCAGAUAUUUAUACAUAUGCAUCAGUAAGAAGUCAUUUUAUCACUGAUUCUGAAGCUAACUUAUUAAAUGAGAUUAACCGAAAACAUGCUGACAGUAAAUUCGGGAAAGGAAUGUUUUUAGCAGGAAAAGAUCGUAUCGUCCGUUUAGAAGAUGUUAAUGAAUAUUAUACCUUCAUAAAAAUAUGUUAUAAACAAUUACUGGGCAAAUCUACUUCAAGUCGGAAAGAAAAAUGCGGUUUCAUACGUAUUAACUCUGAUCGUUAUGUGCCAUAUUGUGUUAAAGAUAACAGAAUAUAUGUUCCGCUAUUCUGCUUUGAAGGCGAAAUCUUAGUAGGAAACCUAAGACAUGAUGUUAUAGAAAUAGAAAAUUGGGACUUGGCCUAUCUCAAGUUCUGUUGUAAAGUCCAGGGUAUCAGAGAUUAUUUGUUUGCUAGUGACUCUUGUACAGUGACCACUCUUGACAAUAUCAAAAAUAAUUUUCCAAGAGAAACGAUUUUUGAGGAUUAUUGGCCAAGCAAUAGGCAUAAUUCACAUCUUCUAGUUGAUCAAGAUAACUCUUCUACCCAUACCUGGAUCAGAGCACCCCCUGAAAUAGAACCGGCUGAAAACACUAUUCCCCACACUUUAACGGCACCAGGACCAGCCAUACCACAGACUAUGUCAGUAAUGAACACCUAUCAAAUUGGAUGGCGAGCAAACCAAAUGGGUUCAACAAUGUCUCAAUGCAGCAGUUUGAUAAAUAAUACAAGUAAUAUUGUACCAUCACUGCCUUUAGUUAGUGCAAGUAAUACAGCACCCGUAAUUGGUAAUACUAUCUCAUACUCCAACAUUGAACCUCCAACGCUACAACAGCUCAACGCAUUGAGCAAUGAUGGUCCAACUGAAAUUGUUCCGGCCACAGAGAUCAUUGACCUAACAUCUCCACUGUCCAUCCCUGUUCCACCAACUGUGCAGGAGAAUUCUCUUCCUUUUGAACGGGAAUUGACAAGAAUACCGCGACGGAUGAGGGCCCGUGCCAAAUCUCGUCAUCCAUACAAGAUUCAAUGCACAACACUUCAAGGGAGAUUGAUAUACUGCAUAAACGCAAAAGCGUUUGUGUUGUAUUCAAAUUGGAUGGUGACAAUAGACAAUCUAGUCCAGACGGUGUUACCAACGUGUACAGUGGAGAAAUGCGCUCAACUCUUAAACAAAGUCUUAAAAACGAAAAUAUUCUAUGGAAAUCCUAAGCAGUUAGCCGUGUUGAAGAAAAAUGGACUCAUCAGGUCGAUGGUCCCGGGAGAAACACCGAUGGUUAUGCUACAUGAUAUCAAGAAGGUUUUGCUAAAGUUACAGACAUUGGAAUGUUAUGGUUUCACUACAUCGACAACGAGAUUCUAA